AUGGGGAAAAACGACAAAAAGGGCGGCGAAAAGGCCGCGGCCAAGGGCAAAAGCGGCGGUGACAAGGAGGCGGGCGGCAGCAAAGCCAAGGGCGCGCAGUCCAUCAACGUCCGCCACAUCCUGUGCGAGAAGCAUGCAAAGAAGGAGGAGGCGCUGGCGAAGCUGCACGAGGGCGUCAAAUUCGACGAGGUGGCACGCAACUACUCCGAGGACAAGGCGAGGCAAGGAGGAUCGCUCGGGUGGAAGAGCAAGGGCAGCCUGGAUCCCAAGUUUGAAGAGAUUGCGUUUGCGCUGGAGCCGAGCACCACGAGCAGCCCCAAGAUAGGCGAGGCGAAGACGGGCUUUGGCUAUCACAUCAUCAUGAGGGACGGAAAUAGUGACAUCACCAGACACAGAAUGUAG
This is a messenger RNA of Purpureocillium lilacinum, 402 nucleotides long. Lineage: Eukaryota; Fungi; Ascomycota; Sordariomycetes; Hypocreales; Ophiocordycipitaceae. The record is from RefSeq and is a predicted model, not a curated record.